AUGGUAACACAGGAUCGUUUGCCUUGGCCACCGGCUCGUCCAAUGGCGUCAAUGUCGCUGGCACCAUUAAGUUCACCACACCCCGACUGGUUCCCCGACAACAUCUACUUGGUUGAGCGUGACCCGAUCCCCGUCCUGCGCGCCGGCGUCGAGCACACGUUCAACUUCACCUUCCUCUCGGGCCAAGCACCAGAGUUUGGCAACACCAUCUCCAACAUUACACUCCAACUGCACCCAUGGUUCAACACGACUGUUGCACCAGGCGAUCGCUACCUUAUGCCAGACGACGUUGCCUACCCCUACUAUGAGCAUACAUUCCUCGGCAACCUUGGCCAGACCAACCAGUGGAUGGCCCUCAGCCACAAGUUCACCCCCAGCGUCGACCUCUUCUCAUCCGUGCUGCUGUUGCGUUGGUCUCACCCAACCAGAGUUACCUCGCACACCUUCUACAUCCAGUCCUCAUCGCUGGCCUUCCCCGCCCUCCCCAUCACCAUCCCACCCCUGCGUCCAUCAUACAACGAGUUGACCAACCUCCCAGUUCAGCCAACUACCACAGUGCCCCAGAGCAUCACCACAUGUCCACACCAGCAGACCGGACUCAAGCACUGGCACAACCCCGCCACAUGGCCAAACUCAGUUCUGCCCCACCCAGCCAACACCAUCACUCUGCCCGCCAACUCCAAGGUACUGAUCUCUUCAUGCUCACUCAAUUCCAAUGUGGUCUUCACCAAGAUCGUCAUUCCCGCCACCAGUCAGCUGAUCUUUGGUGAUGCCAACAUCACCAUGCGUGUCAAGGACAUCGUCGUCAACGGUCAACUCUGGGUCGGUAGUCCAACCUGCAGAAUGAAUGGCAACAUUACACUCAUCUUCCACGGCACCAAGACCUUGAACAACACCCUGGGCACCAAUGUCGGCUCCAAGGGUAUCUACGUUCCAACUGGCGGCUUUGCCAGCUUGCACGGAAAGCAAUAUACACCCACCUGGACACGUCUUGCCGCCACCGCCUUCCCCGGCGACUCUGUCAUCUCGCUCCAAAGCUCAGUCAACUGGGAGGUCGGCCAAAAGGUCGUAAUCACCACUUCCAGGAUCGAGGACGAGUACACCCUCGAGAAUGAGGUUAUGACCAUCGCCGCCAUCAAUGGCCGUGUUCUCCAGUUCACCACUCCACUCAAGUUCUACCAUUAUGCCGGCUCGGAGUACCAGGUUGAGGUAGGUCUGCUCUCGCGUCGCAUCAACCUCAUCUCCCAUCAGCCCGACACCACUGGCGACAUUGGCGCCCACGUUUUGGUCACUGGUGAGGCUCAGAUCGCUGGUGUAGCCGGCACCCGGAUGGGUCAGCGCAACAUCAUUGGUCGCUACCCCUUCCACUUCCACUUUGCCAAGACUGUCAAGAAGUCCUACAUCACCGACUGUGCUGUGAUCAGCUCAUUCUUCCGUUGCUACACCAUCCAUGCCACCAACAACCUUACCGUCGAGAGGAACGUUGCCUACGACGCCACUGGACACUGCUACUACAUUGAAGAUGGAGUUGAGGAGAACAACACAGUCUCGUACAACUUUGCCGCCUUUGUCCACUCUAUUGGCGCGCCAGCCAAUGGUGGCGGCCAAGGUGGAGACUACUUUGAGGCCAGCGCAGACCUCGCUCAACCUGCCGACUCGACCGCUGGAGGAUUCUACAUCACCAACGCCUACAACACAUUCGUUGGCAAUGCAGCCUCAGGAGGUUGGGCCGGUUUCAGUUUGCCCAACUUGGUCAAGCCCAUUGGCCCAAGCAGAACCGUUGACAUUGUACCCAAGGAGCGUCCAUUCAUCAAGUUCUACGGUAACUCUGCUCACUCUGCCGGUUACUUCUGGACAUUUGGCUCAUGUAUCUAUGUUGGAGGCGCUCUCUGGGAAGACGAGAACAACAACAAUCAAUUGCUCUACUUGUCUGGCCGUAAUGAGCGUGUUACCUACUUCUAUGGCACCGACAUUGUAACCUACCUACGCUUCAACAACACCAAGGCUUUCUUGACAACUGGCCAAGCCAUCUCUCACUGGGGCGCCUACGUUGAGGUCGACCAAUAUGAGGCUCAUGACAUUGGUCGCGCCGGAUCACUCUUUGGUCAAGCAUGGCUCAACAAUGCCAUCGUCAAUGCCAUGUCUGGCAAUCCAUUCGCUCAAGGACCACAGUACCAUCGCCAGGGCUUUGAGUUCUACGACACACUCGUCCAGACCGUGUUGACAAACAUCAACUUUAGAAACUACAUCCACAACCCAGCCGCAGAGUACAUUGAUGAGGAUAACGUUGUCUUCAUGUCGCUCACUCACUCUGAUGUCUACAAGCCCCAAGGUAUCAGCGCAGUCAGGAACAUCACCUACACCAACGUCAACCCCAGCCAGAUCCUCGGUCACUACGUUGUGGACUCUGGUUCCUCGCGUUACUUCAACUACAUGGACUGGGACGGAAGCUCCACUCUCAACUACCCCAACAAGACCCUGGUUGGCUCGCAUCAGAACUGGUGGAACCACGACAAGAACUGUGUGUUCAACCCACACAACAUGGGUGUCUGGGUCUGCUCACCCAAGCGUCCAGAGAUCGAGGUGGCCGCACUCGAUGUUCUCAUCGAAGGAGUGAUCAACUACAACGAGACUUUGUAUGAUGGCUACCCCGCAGAAGACAAGGUCGGCAACUUCUACCUGUUUGGCAAUGGAAUCACCGACAGACGUGUGAUGCCAGUUGCUGGCAACCCAGGAAUCACCGGUGUUUCCAACAUGGGAUGGUACCUCAACCUCAACAAGGGAUCGCCAACCUACCACAAGAUCAAUGUGUUCCAGGUCACCUACGGUCAUUGGAUCAUGUACGCCAUGUCAUUCCCAGCCGGCACCACCUUUGACAUCAGCACCACUCAUCCACGUGAGGAGUCAUUCAAUCGCACUGUGACCCAGGUUAGCACUUUGAACCAGGUGCUCAAUGGUGAUGGUACCAAGUACUACUUUGACCAAACACACUUGUACGUCAAGAUUGUUGACUUCUCGAUUGUGAACCCAACACCAAAGGAGUUCAGUCGUGGAGGAGCCAUUGUCUACGACACCAACAUUCCAUUCAUAUGGUUCGUUGAGUUGACCUACCACAUCACAGCCAACUGUCCACCAUCAACCAUUGUCAAUAGGCCAAUGGGUCAGUUCUGUACUGUCACUGAUACUCUACCAUAC
Acytostelium subglobosum LB1 is the source of this 3195-nucleotide messenger RNA. RefSeq lists its product as hypothetical. The transcript has a single exon. The record is from RefSeq and is a predicted model, not a curated record. NCBI's taxonomy places the organism in Eukaryota, Evosea, Eumycetozoa, Acytosteliales, Acytosteliaceae. The annotation marks the transcript as partial.